This is a messenger RNA of Photinus pyralis (common eastern firefly), 5115 nucleotides long. RefSeq lists its product as uncharacterized. The transcript has a single exon. The record is from RefSeq and is a predicted model, not a curated record. Gene Ontology annotation, biological process: DNA integration. Gene Ontology annotation, molecular function: nucleic acid binding. Lineage: Eukaryota; Metazoa; Arthropoda; Insecta; Coleoptera; Lampyridae. The coding region runs from base 1 to 5115 and encodes 1704 amino acids.
AUGGCGGAAUUAACGUUAAAUUCAUGUUUAAAUCAACGCAAACAACUUAAAUCGUCAUUAACGAGAUUUCACAAUUACGUCACAAAUUUUGAUCAUACCAAAGAUAUUACUGAAUUAAAGGCUCGUCUUCAACGGGGCGAAUCGCUCUUAACUGAUUUCGAAUUAAAUUUGCGCGAAUUAGGAGGUUUAGAAGUUGAUAAAGAUUAUUCAGAGGAGUUAGAGGAAUUUGAGGACAAAUAUUUUCGAAUCAUUUCCACUGCACGCAACAUUAUUGAAAGCCGUGCCGAAUCAAAUGUUUCUUCUACUGGUAAUUCACAAACGCAUUCUACAUCUCAAUCUAAUAAAUUGAUUAAAUUGCCAACAAUGAAUCUACCGUUAUUUGACGGAAGAUACGAUUGCUGGAUGAAUUUCUAUGAUAUUUUUGAAGCCCUAGUAAACAAAAAUGACACAUUGACAAAUAUUCAACGGUUUUUUUAUUUGAAAUCAUCCUUGAAGGGAGAAGCCGCUCAUUUGUUGAGUUCUUUAGAGGUUACUGAUUCAAACUACGCAAUUGCGUGGGGUUUACUUAAGGAACGAUAUGAAAAUAAAAAGCUUAUUAUUAAUACGCACGUUAAAGGCAUUUUUGAACUACCCCAAAUAGUUAAAGAAUCACACAAGGCAUUACGUUCCCUGAUUGAUAAUUUCAAUAAAAACGUAAGAUCCCUUCAUAAUUUAAAAUUACCCACCGAUCAAUGGGAUGUUUUACUUAUUUAUAUUAUUACGAACAAAUUGGAUAGCAAUACGAAACACGAAUGGGAAAAAUCAUCCGUUAACAACCCCGAGUUACCUACUUUAGAUGAAUUGUUAAAAUUUUUACUCAGCCGAUGUCAAAUUUUAGAAAACUUAAAUGAUAAAAUUCAGCAAGGAAAACCAUAUUUACCAAAGCCGUCAUAUCCCAUGAGUCAUGUAGCAAUUAACAAUACAAUAGCUUCCAGUUGUUAUUAUUGCAAGGAGAAUCAUUACCUGUAUCAAUGUCCGAAUUUCUUAAAAUUGACCAUUCAAAAUCGCUGGAACGAAGUAAAGAGAUUAAAACUAUGCGUCAAUUGUUUCAGAGGUAAUCAUUACAAUAACGAGUGCAAGAGUGCUUCGUGCAAAAAAUGCGAUAGAAAACACAAUACCCUACUUCAUAAUAAUAGUUUCGAGCAACCACGUGAUGAGGGUAACCAAUUGAUUAAGGCAUCCAGUAGUCAUCAAAAAAACAAUAUGGAUACACAAAAUGAAGUGCAAACACAUUUAUCAAUGAUUCCUAGCCCUAUUGAAAAUACAAAACUUGUAGCACACUCCUUUAUAAACGAACCUAACGCUAUUUUAUCUACCGCUCAAAUUCAUAUAUUAGGAGCUAACGGAAAUAUUAUUAAAUGCAGGGCAUUAUUAGACUCUGGAUCGCAAGCAAAUUUUAUCACACAGGAAUUGUUUGAAAAAUUAACACUAAAGGGUUCAAAAAUUGACAUACCAAUAGCGGGAAUUAGUAAAAGUAUUACGCGACUUAGUAAACAAGUGACAACACAGAUACGUUCUAUUUUUAAUGACUUCAAUCAAAAUCUAACAUUUUUGGUAUUAAGAGACAUAACGGGUAACGUACCUAGUAAAGAUAUUGACAUAAGCGAUAUUGAAAUACCGCGUGGAAUCAAUUUAGCAGAUCAAAAUUUUCAUUUGUCGAGUAAAAUUGAUGUUCUAUUAGGUGCAGGAGUAUUUUGGAGCUUAUUGAGUAUUGGUCAAAUAAAAAUUUAUGAUAAGAAUGUAAUUUUCCAAAAAACUAGACUAGGUUGGAUAUUUGGGGGCACGGUAGCUAACUCAAAUCACGACAUUAAAGUCCUUCAUUCCAUGAACAGGGACGUCCAAGAUCAAUUGGAAAGAUUUUGGAAGGUUGAGGAAUGUAGUUAUACACGUAAACUUAGCAAAGAUGAAUUAUAUUGCGAAGAACAUUUUUUGACCAACUUUAAACGUGACGAAUCUGGUAGGUGUGAGGUACGUCUUCCGAUGACGGAGGAGAAUUUUGAUUUUAAAAAUUCUAUUGAUAAUGCAAUUCAUAGAUUAAACUCGUUAGAAAAGCGUUUCAAUCGCGACCCAGAAUUUAAAAGGCAAUAUCAGGCAUUUAUGACGGAAUACGAAUCACUUGGGCACAUGACUGAGAUCACGCCGGUGACUCAACAGGGAUCGAUAUUUUACUUACCUCACCAUGGCGUUCUAAAACAAUCUAGCGUUACGACAAAACUAAGGGUUGUGUUCGACGGUUCUUGUAAAUCGUCAGCAGGCGCGUCAUUAAACGAUAAACUAUUUGGAGGUCCUCACAUUCAGGACGAUUUACUAUCCAUUGUUUUACGAUUUAGGAAACAUAACGUCAUUUUGGUAGCUGAUAUCGCAAAAAUGUAUAGGCAGAUAAACGUUACAAGUGAUCAAAGAGAUAUGCAGAGAAUUAUUUGGCGAAACAAUCCGACAGAACCUUUGCGUCAUUAUAGAUUAAAUACCCUUACGUAUGGUACCAGCCCAGCGUCAUUUUUAGCAACGCGUUGUUUGCGUCAAAUCGGCAUUGAGCAAACGCAACAUUUCCCCGAAGCCAGUCAUGCUAUAACAAAUGAUUUUUACAUGGACGACCUGAUUACAGGUACGUACACGAUAGGUGAUGCCAUUAAACUAAAAAAAGAUAUUAGUGCCAUUUUGCGGGCGGCAGGGUUCGAAUUAAGACAAUGGUCAUCCAAUGAGCGAGCGAUAUUUAAUGAUUCCGAUGUUGAAUCCGAGGUAGAGAACUAUUAUAUCUCCGAUGAUAAAAAUAUAAAAACGUUAGGGCUAAUGUGGGACACAAAAAGUGAUACACUGAUCUAUUCAUUAAAUUUUAAGUACGACGAAAAGAAAAUUACUAAACGAACAAUUUUAUCAGUUAUUUCGAAAAUAUUUGACCCACUAGGUUUAAUCAGUCCAGUUACCAUCAAGGCAAAAUGCAUCUUACAACGUUUAUGGCAAGAACAGUUGAACUGGGAUGAAUCAGUACCAUUAUAUAUUUAUACGGAGUGGAAGCAAGUGAUAUUUAACUUAAAAAACAUCGAGACCAUUUCAUUACCCAGACAGGUAACAAUAAAAAAUUAUAUUUCGUUAGAAUUGCAUGGAUUUUGCGAUGCGUCCGAAGCAGCAUACGGAUGUUGCAUUUAUGUACGCAGUAAAGACGUUUUCGGAAACACGCAGUCAAAUUUAUUAUGUUCAAAAUCCAGGGUUGCCCCUCUUAAAACUUUAACAAUGCCUAGAUUGGAAUUAUGUGGAGCGCUAUUGUUAAGUCAGUUAAUGCAAAAGGUUAUUAUCUCUUUUAAUUCAAAUUUUGAAAACAUUUACUAUUGGUGUGAUUCAACAAUAGCGAUAGCGUGGAUUAGGUCAGAACCCAUAAGGUUUCAGAUUUUUGUAGCCAAUAGGAUAGCAGACAUUCAAAAACUAACUAAACCAACGCAGUGGCGCCAUGUACGUUCGGAAGACAAUCCUGCCGAUUUGGUAUCACGUGGCGUAAGUGCAGAACAUUUAUCAAAAAACAAAUUGUGGUGGGAAGGUCCCAAAUGGUUACACAAUGAUUCAUAUUCAUUAACAGAGGAUACAAUUCAUUUAAUCGAUUUGCCAGAGACUAGAAAGCAACCUUUGGUUGGCUCUCUUAUUGCCACUACGACGAACGAAUUUGAAAUUUUACACAAGUAUUCCUGUAUCCAAAAAUUAAAGCGAGUCAUGGCAUACAUAUUAAGAUUUGUAAAUAAUAUUACUGUAAAUAGAUUAGAUCGAAAAAAGGGAGAAUUAACAUUACUUGAAUUAGAAAUAGCUAUGAGAAAACUUAUAUUGUUAGUACAGUCACAUCAUUUUAAGCUAGAAUUAGAGUCACUACGAUCAUGCAAACCGGUAAGCAAAAACAGUAAAGUAUUGUCAUUAAAUCCAUUUUUGGAUAAAUAUGGUAUAAUACGAGUAGGAGGUAGAUUAUCAAGGUCUUCAUUCAGCGUAGAUCAAAAGCAUCCUAUCAUUUUACCAGCCAAAAGUGAUUUCACAAAUUUAAUAAUAGAUUUUGAACACAAAAACAAUAUGCACAUCGGUGUAGAGGGAACGCUAGGGAUUGUCCGUAGGCAAUUUUGGCCAAUUCAUGGACGUAGCACAACUAGAAGGGUGGUUCACAAAUGCGUUAAAUGUGCUCGAUUCAGAAAGCAAACUUUAUAUCCCAUCAUGGGAGAUUUACCAAGCGAACGGAUUCAUCCUUCAAGGCCAUUUUUAUACACUGCAGUUGACUACGCAGGUCCAUUACUGAUUAAAGAUGGUAAAACAAGAAACAGAAAAAUAUUAAAGGCUUAUUUAUGUGUCUUUGUGUGUUUUUCCACUAAGGCUAUUCACUUAGAACUUGCUGGCGAUCUUUCUACGUCAUCAUUCCUUAAUGCGUUUAAACGAUUUGUUGGUCGAAGAGGCAUUUGCAGUACUCUCUAUUCAGAUAAUGGUACCAAUUUUGUAGGUGCUAACAAAGAACUAAAAAACGUAAUUAAAUUGCUUUCAAAUUCCGAAUUCUCAGAAUAUUUUCGGCAAAAUUCAAUCGAUUGGAAAUUUAUGCCACCUCAUUCGCCUCAUUUUGGAGGAUUGCAUGAAGCGGCAGUGAAAUCAGCAAAGACGAUCAUGAAAAGAGUAAUAGGUAAUUCGCAUCUUACUUACGAACAAUUGGCAACUGUGUUUGUACAAAUCGAGGCAGUCCUUAACUCCCGCCCUAUUACUCCACUAUCCGAAGACCCUAACGACUUAACCGCCCUGACACCUGGCCAUUUUUUGAUUGGAGACGUCUUGAGGUGCGUUCCUCAAGAAGACAACACACACAUUCCCGUGAACAGACUCACCCACUACACAUUAUUAAACCAAAUGUUUCAACAAUUUUGGAGCAGAUGGAAAACCGAGUAUAUUCACACCCUACAAGCGAGAAAGAAAUGGGUCAACGCGACGCCCGACAUCAAGAUUGGUACGAUGGUACUCCUGAAAAAUGCAACAACACCACCUCUACUAUGGCCAUUAGGAUUUAGGAAGAAUAGUGAAACUGCAUCCCGGUCAAGACAACAUUACCCGAGUGGUCACAGUUAA